GGCUGCGGAGCAGCGCCCGCUCCCGCCUCGGCCCGCUCGCUGCCGGGACGCAGCGGGGCCGCCCCCGCGCCCGCCAUGUGGAAGCUCAACAAGAGCAGCAAAGUUCUGCUGGACGACUCGCCCGAGGAGGAGGAGACGCGUCCCCGCGGGCCGCCGCCCGCCGCCGCCUUCGCGGCCCCCCAGAAUAAAGACCAGUUUCUUCAUGAUGAAGUUUCAUCUUCAGUGUCACAUCUUGCAACAAAGGUUCAAGGUGCAAGUUUCCGGGGUUGGAAGGAAGUGACGUCUAUGUUCAAUAAAGAUGAUGAACAGCAAUUGCUAGCAGGAUGCAAGUCUCCCAAAUCCAAAGGAACAAACCUAAAAUUAAAGGAAGAGAUGAAGUCUGAAAAGAAGCCAGGUUUUUGGGACAGUUUGGUGAUAAAGCAGAAUGUUCCAUCUAAAAAACCAGAUGAGAUUGAGGGAUGGGAACCACCACAGAUUACCACUGCUGACACCACCAGUGAUGCAGCAACUCCUUUAAGUGACUAUACAGCCUGGUCAGGCUGGGAAGAUGAAACCAAAGGCUCCACAAAAUACACAAACCUGGCCAGCUCAGGAAAUAGUUCCAGGUGGAGCAUCAAAUCAGCUGGAAAGCUGGUUAGUAUUAGACGUCAAAGCAAAGGUAACCUUACUGACAACUGGGAAGAACUAGAAUGAUACUGGUAAUGUGAAAUACUUUAUGGGUAAGAAGAGAAAGGUUUCAUGAUUUACUCAUAUGUUUAAACCAAAAUCAAAUCUGCUCAAUAUUGCACCUUUAUACAGUACUUUGUUUUAUUCAGAUUGUUACAAAUUUUUGCUCACCUGAUAGUAGAUUUUCUUAUUACAUUGUUAAUAGCUAUUUUUUCCACACUGAAAAAAGUAGAGAAUAUAUUUUGUGCCUAUAUUUCACAUUCAGACUCUGCAGUACGUCGGAUUGUUGGUUUUACCAAAAAAAAAAGUAAUUCCUUAGUGAAUGUAUACACUGGUUGUAAAUUUGACUGCCUUAUGUAGGAACUUCCACUAGCUUGAGGUCCUGUUUCUUUUCUGGUGUUUGAGGGCCACUCAAAAUUUUAGUUUUGAUGCUGUCCCUUUUUAACUAAGAGUCCCAAUCUGUCGCUUGCAGGGAGAAUGCUUGUACUUAGUACUGUUUUCCAAAUCUUCAGCCUCAGCAUAUGCUUCAGCUUGUGCAUACAAGGUGCUUACUGUCACAUUGUGCUAUACUGUGUGUGAAAUGGGAAAAUACUAUUCCAAUGUAAUUCCUUCCAUUACUGGAUUGUCAACAACAAAUGGAUCAAAUGGGUCUUCCAGUUGGGGUCUUUUUGUGUUUUGRGGUGUUUUUUCCAUGUUUGUUUGGGGGGGUUUUGUGUUUUGUUUGG
This is a messenger RNA of Malurus melanocephalus (red-backed fairy wren), 1391 nucleotides long. It is a transcript of the gene TDRP, whose product is annotated as testis development related protein. The transcript is spliced from 4 exons. Gene Ontology annotation, cellular component: cytosol; nucleus. Bases 76 to 693 code for a protein of 205 amino acids. The record is from RefSeq and is a predicted model, not a curated record. Lineage: Eukaryota; Metazoa; Chordata; Aves; Passeriformes; Maluridae. Gene Ontology annotation, biological process: spermatogenesis.